ACGUGUUUCCUCGUACAGAAUUCCACGAAACUUCCUAUCCAAACAAAGCUUUAAGAAAACUCUGUUCUCUCUCUCUCUCUCCCCGCAAAGCCCUAAGUUUUCUCCUCUGAAAACCACGCAUACCUCGAUCCUUCUCUCUUGUGAUGGCGUCCGGAUCUUCGGUUCGGGCAAACCCGGGAUCCAAGGGUUUCGAUUUCGGGACCGACGACAUCCUCUGCUCCUACGAAGACUACGCGAACCAGGACUCCUCCAAUGGCGGCCACGGCGAACCGGUCAUGGCCUCCAAUACAGGCAAGGAUUUUCACAAAAGCAGAAUGGCAAGAUCAGCAAUGUUUCCUGCAGGCUAUAACCAACCAGAAGAUUUUUCCAGCCAAGAUGUGAUUGCAACCGUUGAAAAAAGUAUGAAGAAGUAUGCUGACAACCUUAUGCGUUUUCUUGAGGGACUCAGUUCGAGGCUGUCUCAGUUGGAAUUAUAUUGCUAUAAUCUUGAUAAAUCAAUUGGUGAAAUGCGGUCAGAUUUAGUUCGUGAUCAUGGAGAGGCUGAUUCGAAGCUUAAAUCUCUUGAGAAACAUCUUCAAGAAGUCCACCGGUCUGUACAGAUUCUAAGAGACAAACAGGAACUUGCUGAGACCCAGAAAGAAUUGGCCAAGCUUCAGCUUGCGCAAAAAGAGUCUUCUUCAAGCCACUCUCAGUCCAAUGAGGAGAAAGCUUCAUCAGCUGUAGCUGAUUUGAAAAAGACUGACAAUGCAUCUGAUGCGCACAACCAACAAUUAGCUCUUGCCCUUCCUCACCAGGUAGUACCCCAGCAACAACCUGUGUCACCCCCUCCCCAAGCACCCACUCAGAAUCUAACCCAACAACAGUCCUACUAUCUCCCUCCAACUCCGUUACCAAAUCCACCAGCCCAAACACAACACCCUCAGAGCCAAUAUCCACCUUCUGAUUCCCAGUACCGAACUCCUCAACUGCAGGACAUCUCUAGGGUGGCACCUCAGCCAGCUCAACCUCAAGUAAAUCAAACGCCACCAGUCCAAGCAUACCCUCAGUAUCAGCAGCAAUGGCCCCAGCAAUCACCACAGCCCCCACAACAACCCUCGAUGCAGCCCCAGAUCAGGCCAUCAUCAGCAGCAACAUAUCCUUCCUACCCACCAAGUCAACCAGCAAACCUAUCUCCUCCGGAAUCACUCCCAAACAGCAUGGCAAUGCAAGUGCAAUUUCCAGGAAUCCCUCAAUCCGUAUCAAGCCGUGCUGAUGCCAUUCCAUAUGGAUAUAGUGGGGCAGGUAGAACAGUCCCACAGCAGCCGCCUCAGCAAAUCAAAGGUGCUUUUGGAGCACAACCAGGCGAUGGAUAUUCAGCCCCUGGAUCCCAGCCCACACUUCCUCAGGGGAGUGCAUAUAUGAUGUAUGACAGUGAAGGUAGAGCACAUCAUCCACCUCAACUUUCUCAUUUCCCUCAAGGUGGAUAUCCUCCAACAAGUGUGCCUCUUCAGAAUCCACCACCACCAACAACAGGCCCCAAUCAUAUGGUCCAGAAUCCAAGCUAUUCACAGUUCUUUCGCAACCAUCCUUAUAGUGACCUGAUUGAAAAGCUGGUAAGCAUGGGAUACAGGGGUGACCAUGUUGCCAGCGUGAUUCAGAGGAUGGAGGAGAGUGGGCAACCUGUUGAUUUCAAUACUGUGCUCGACAGGUUGAAUGUGCAUUCUUCUGGGGGAUCUCAAAGAGGAUGGUGAGUGUGAAGAAAUUAUCCAAUGCUUGAACUUCGAAUUUCUGUGACAAUAAUCAUUGCGUGUUUUAGAAUGCAUUGAAUAAAAGGAUGUUGUGAUGUGCACGGUCUUCUUGUAUAUGUCGUUUGAGAGAGACCAAAUUCAUGUAUAAUUUUUCUUAUCCUUUGUCUGAUUACGUCCCUUAUUAUCUAGUAAUAGAAAGUUCCUUUUGGUUA
This is a messenger RNA of Carya illinoinensis, 1939 nucleotides long. RefSeq lists its product as uncharacterized. The transcript is spliced from 3 exons. The record is from RefSeq and is a predicted model, not a curated record. Bases 144 to 1730 code for a protein of 528 amino acids. Lineage: Eukaryota; Viridiplantae; Streptophyta; Magnoliopsida; Fagales; Juglandaceae.